Acyrthosiphon pisum (pea aphid) is the source of this 867-nucleotide messenger RNA. RefSeq lists its product as uncharacterized. Gene Ontology annotation, cellular component: mitochondrion. The record is from RefSeq and is marked predicted. Lineage: Eukaryota; Metazoa; Arthropoda; Insecta; Hemiptera; Aphididae.
UGUCAUUAUGAUAAAAUAUUAAAAACAAUUGUUAUUAAUUAUUGUUACAACUACUGCUGUUAAGAUUAAAGAUUACAGUAUUCAUUAUUCUGUUUUUAAAUUUAUUUAUACUUAUAUUAUUUUUAUUAAAUCACAGAUUCAAUGAUAUUGAGGACUGCAUAUUUAAUUAUUUCUGCUUCGAAAUACUAUAGUAUUUAAGUGUACAAUAUUUAAAACUGAGGCCUCUGGGCUAACAGAUAAAAUGUUACUGUUACCAAUACGUAUAAAUUCAAUCGUACUAAACAAUAUUAAGCGAAGUUUCAUGACGAAGUCUUAUGGUUUAAUGUAUUCUAAUGUGAAUCAAGUUACUAUUAAACAUGCUAAAGAUGAUCAAUUUAUUCCUAUUUAUAAAAGUCCACACAUGAAAUUUUUCAUCGGUUUAAAUAGAAUGAAAAAAUAUCAACUAUUAGGACUAUUUUGUUGGAUUCCUAUGUGUUUUAGUUUAAAUAUGCUUAGUUAUUUAAAUUCUGAAGAAGUAAUUUGUGCAUCAUUAAUAGGUUUAGGUUUAACAGCUGGCUUACAUAUUGCCUCUUGGAUAAUAUCAAAUAAUCUUGUUGUUUUUGUAUACAUAAGCGAAGAUGAUCAAAGAUGUCGGAUGUCAUAUAUAUCUUAUUGGGGGAAUCGAGAGGAAUUAUAUUGCAACAUUGAAGACAUAACACCAAUUGAAAUUUCUAAAUUAAGUCUUUUAAAUCACAAAAUUAAAUUGGAAGGAAGUUCAGACACACUUAAAAUAAUUACACGCAACUCGACUAUUUUAAAUAAUGCUAAAUUUAGAAAAGUGUUCGGUGGUGAUAUUAUUUGAAAAAUAAAUUAAAUUUUAGUCAUGUA